Molecule: messenger RNA, 309 nt
Organism: Penicillium arizonense
Lineage: Eukaryota; Fungi; Ascomycota; Eurotiomycetes; Eurotiales; Aspergillaceae
Product: mitochondrial 37S ribosomal protein mS37
Exons: 3
Coding region: 1-309 (102 amino acids)
Biological process (GO): mitochondrial translation
Cellular component (GO): mitochondrial small ribosomal subunit
Molecular function (GO): structural constituent of ribosome
Source: RefSeq, a predicted model, not a curated record
AUGGCGCCCAAGGGUUCCCUUUCGACCCGGCUCAAUCCGAUGCGUCUGAACACCAUCAAUCACCUCCGUGUUCGCCGACCGAAUCAAAAUGAGCAGAAUCCCUGCGUUACAGUGAUGUCUUCCAUGCUGAACUGCUGGGCAUCUUCUGGCUACGGCGCAGAGGGAUGCGCCGCUCUGGAGGCUCAAUUGCGCAAGUGCAUGGACGCACCGAAAUCCCAGGAAAAGAAGAAGAACACCGUCAACUACCACCUGAUGAGAAUGUACCCCAAGGUCGUCGGCCCGCGCAAGAAGGACGGUGUCCUGGGUUAA